Messenger RNA from Arachis duranensis, 651 nucleotides. RefSeq lists its product as uncharacterized. The record is from RefSeq and is a predicted model, not a curated record. The transcript has a single exon. Lineage: Eukaryota; Viridiplantae; Streptophyta; Magnoliopsida; Fabales; Fabaceae. The coding region runs from base 1 to 651 and encodes 216 amino acids.
AUGUUUGGAGUAACAACUUCAGUUCUGGAAGAUUUGGCUACUAAUGGAUCUACAUAUUCUCAACGUGGUAAUGCUACUUAUGCUCUUAAAUCUUUAUUAUCAUUUGAUUUUGUUUUCAUUUUGCAUAUGAUGAAAGAAAUCAUGGGAAUCAUUGAUAAACUUUGUCAAGCAUUGCAACAAAAAUCUCAAGACAUUUUGAAUGCUAUGCAUCUGGUUUCUAGUACAAAGUCAUUGAUUCAACAGUUAAGAGAUAGUAGUUGGAGAGCACUUUUGGAGAAAGUUAGUUCUUUCUGCAAUGAUCAUGCUAUUCAGAUACCUGAUAUGGGUGCUUCUUUUAGUGACAUAAUUCGGUCUCGUCGUAAAAAGGAUGUUGUUACUGUUGAACACCACUAUCGUGUUGACAUUUUUACUAGCGUGAUAGAUUUUCAAUUGAAAGAGCUAAAUAGUAGAUUUAGUGAGCAAGCAACCGAGCUCUUCAUAUUGAGUACAUCUUUAGAUCCUAAAGAUGCUUUCAAGUUAUUCAGUGUUUGCAAUAUAUGCAAUCUUGCAAAGAAUUUCUAUUCUUUAGAUUUUUCUGAGCAAGAAAAGAUUCAAUUGGAUUAUGAGUUACAACAUUAUGAACUUGAUGUGGUUAAAACUCCAGAUUUUUAG